This is a messenger RNA of Didymodactylos carnosus, 1128 nucleotides long. The record is from the annotation of a GenBank genome assembly. Lineage: Eukaryota; Metazoa; Rotifera; Eurotatoria; Philodinida; Philodinidae.
AUGUCGUUGUCAGCCACGCCAUUUAAGUCAGCCCCUAUAUUGCUCGACAAUAUAAAACUAGCUGGAGAAAUAUCUUUACUGGCUGAUCUCGCUCCGCUAUUUCAAGAAUAUGAAAAUCGAUUCGGCUCAUUAGCAUCGACGUAUUUUUUCUGUUAUUUUCCUAUUACUGGUCAUUUUGCACAACAAAGUCAAUAUUCAAAUAUGUACGGACAAACAAAACCAUUGGGUAUAUAUUCAAUUGUAUCGGAUCCUAGUGAGAAAUUACAAAUAAUAAAACCAGAAGUUAAUGUUUCAUCUAUAAUUGACAACACAAAUGGCUUUUCAUUAAAAAAGCAAUUUGAAAGUGGAGACAAGCUACUGUGCAACGGAGAAGCAGAUAUUACAUUUGAAAAACUUGGCAUUUAUAUUAUUGGAGACCCGAAAACAUCUGAAGUCAAUGCGCUAUUAUGUACUGCAUUUGAUGGUAUUAGCAAUACAACACGGACAACCUGUUCAACAGUUUCAUAUAUUGAACACGCAAAACUAUCAAUACCCAGUGGUACAACUGGUGCAAAAUUUACGAUAAUGUUAACAAAAUUCGUUAAUAAAAUCGAUUAUGAAGGUUUACAUAAUGGUUUUACAUUUUAUACGACAGAAGAAGUUGAAGGAACGCGGCUACAACACCUACGAUUAUUAGUAAAAGACCCAGCUGUUCCGUCGUUGACACAUUUACUCACUGUUGUACACUGUUUUGGAAAUGUAGUGUAUCAGUUUGAAAAAAAUGAUUUCGAUAAUGAAGAAGGAUCAUUAAAUUUGAGACGACCGAUUAAUUAUAAUGAUGAUCGUUUAAGCGCACAUUUUAUAUUAUUUAAUCGAGUAGCCGAUCAUUUCGAUACUUGUCGAGAAUUAUCUAAUUCCUCUACAAUUAGUUUUUCGUUUUCGGCUACAGAUACUACAGAAGCUGUUGUUGAUUUUAAUAAAUCAUCCCGUCGUUCUUUGUUGAAAACAAGUAUCUCCACACAGCCCAAACAGCGUGGUCGACCAUCUCUACGCAUUCGAUCUCACGAAGAAAAUUCAACAGAAAAGCCACGUCGUUCAUCCAUUCGACUUCCACCAAUUGUUGUUCAACGUGAUAGCGUCAACCAUUGA